AUGGAAACAUCAACCAACGACAACAAUGAUGAAUAUGAUGAUAUUUAUAUUGUAUUUGAUAUUCCCGAUUUCAAUCUCAUCGAAAAUUUACAUUUAGAAAAUUACUCUGUCAUUGGUUUGGAGACGGAAAGACCAAUUGUAAAAAUUGAUAACUUUGUAUUUGAAGGAAAGUUUGAAACUCUACUCAUGGACACUGCAUUGUGUGUCGAACAACAGCAACAUUCAACAAAUCAUCAUAACCCCCAUGAAUCUCCUCCACAAACAAUUACAUCAAGACAAAUUUUGAGAUUGAAUCGCAUUCUGCUUGGUCCUAAAGUCAUGACCUCCACAAAUAAUACAUCAUCAUCAUCAACACCAUCACCGAUGAACAAUGUCGUGUAG
Messenger RNA from Naegleria lovaniensis, 381 nucleotides. RefSeq lists its product as uncharacterized. The record is from RefSeq and is a predicted model, not a curated record. The transcript has a single exon. Bases 1 to 381 code for a protein of 126 amino acids. NCBI's taxonomy places the organism in Eukaryota, Heterolobosea, Eutetramitea, Acrasida, Naegleriidae.